AUGCAUAUAUUUCCUCCAGGCAGUGCACCCGUCACGUCUCGCCCCUAUCACGUUAAUCCCCCGGUGGCGAAACAAGUUGACGCGAUCCUUGACCAAUGUCUUGCGGCAGGUUUGAUCCAACAUUCGACCUCGCCUUACUCGAGCCCUUUGGUAGUCAUACCGAAGAAAUCUGGUGGUGUUCACAUCACCGUCAAUUAUCGCAAGCUCAACAAGCUUUGUGCUUUGAGUCAGCUUCCGAUUCCUCGAGUCGAUGAUACUUUGGACAAGUUGUUGAAAGGGCGAAUUUAUUCCCUUUUCGACAUGAAAUCUUCGUUCCACCAAAUCACGGUGCACCGCGAAACAAUCCAUUUGACGGCAUUCGUGACGUCUUCCGGGCUUUUCGAGUGGUUGAAGAUGCCUCAAGGCAGUUCGGCUGCCCCUGGGUGGUUUUGCAAAGUUGUCAAUGAAGUUAUAAAAAAUCUCCGCGGUGUUGCAUCGUACUUGGAUGAUUUGAUCGUCUUUGAUGACACACCUGCUACUCAUGUUGGUACCAUACGCGCCCUCUUUGAACGCUUGCGUACGCACAACUUGAAACUCACGCCUCCGAAAGCUACUAUUGGUGCUACUGAAGCAGACUUCCUCGGACACACCAUCUCCCCUGACGGCGUUAGGCCUAACGGUGCCAAGGUUUCGGCCCUCACCAAAAUGCCUAUGCCCAAGGAUGUCAAGCAAUUCGUUCCCUUCUCGGUGGUCUCAGCUACUACCGUAAGUUCCUCCCCAGCAUGGCUAACCGCAUUCGACCUCUGA
Ectocarpus sp. CCAP 1310/34 is the source of this 786-nucleotide messenger RNA. NCBI's taxonomy places the organism in Eukaryota, Phaeophyceae, Ectocarpales, Ectocarpaceae. The record is from the annotation of a GenBank genome assembly.